Penicillium waksmanii is the source of this 1098-nucleotide messenger RNA. Its product is annotated as RNA-binding ATPase activator ESF2. The transcript is spliced from 2 exons. Lineage: Eukaryota; Fungi; Ascomycota; Eurotiomycetes; Eurotiales; Aspergillaceae. Gene Ontology annotation, cellular component: nucleolus. The record is from RefSeq and is a predicted model, not a curated record. Gene Ontology annotation, molecular function: RNA binding. Gene Ontology annotation, biological process: endonucleolytic cleavage in ITS1 to separate SSU-rRNA from 5.8S rRNA and LSU-rRNA from tricistronic rRNA transcript (SSU-rRNA, 5.8S rRNA, LSU-rRNA); small-subunit processome assembly; endonucleolytic cleavage to generate mature 5'-end of SSU-rRNA from (SSU-rRNA, 5.8S rRNA, LSU-rRNA). The coding region runs from base 1 to 1098 and encodes 365 amino acids.
AUGACUACACGCAAGCAUAACGAGUUCCUCGACCUCCCAAGCGAAGAUGAAGAGCAUAGCGACCGCGGCUAUGACUCCGAGGAGAACGUGACGAAAAACAAAGGCCGCAAUGUGAAGCGGCGCCGAACGGCAGACACCCAAGACCUGUUCGGUCUGCAAUCAGAUCAGUCCGACGAAGAAGAUUCUGAAGACGACACACCUGAGGAGAAGGGGAAAGCGCACAAACAAGCGAAGUCUCGCAAGGAAGCAGCCUCGGACGAGGAGGAGGAGGCGGAGGAGGAGGGUGCAGAGAACAGCGACGGAGAAGAAGAGGACGACUACCUCGACUUAACGGCCUCCAAGCCCUCGAAAACCAAGAAACCGCUCAUCACAAAGCCGGUCAAGCCGACCAAGAAGUCGAAAUCGAAGCCCGGUGUCAUUUACCUGAGUUCCUUGCCACCAUACCUCAAGCCCUCCGCUCUACGGUCCUUCCUAGAGCAGCGUGGAUUUGCGCCUAUCACUAGGGUAUUCCUACAACCGACGGUCAAGGGCAAUGGCGCGCCGAAGCGACAGUCCAAUAAAAGGAAGACAUAUUCUGAUGGAUGGGUGGAAUUCCAAAGCAAGGCUACGUAUGUUUCUCAAUGGAAACUAUUCAUGCUCGGCGUUACUGAUCUUAGAUAUAGGGCCAAACUUGCCGCCGAGACAUUGAACUGUCAACUCGUGGGAGGAAAGAAGGGGUCGUGGUAUCAUGAUGAUAUUUGGAACAUGAAGUAUCUUCGUGGAUACAAAUGGUCGGACCUGAUGGAGCAAAUCCAGAGAGAGCGCGCAGAGAGGGAAUCGAGACAACGUGCCGAGGACUUGCGCGCCAAGAGGGAAGAGAAGGUCUUCAUGGCGGGCGUGGAGCGUGGACGAGUCGAGGAGGGUAUGGCCAAGAAGAACGAUGCGAAGAGGAAGAGACAAACUGAGGCGGGAGACACCACCGAGGUCAAGGCUCCAGCGAAGGUCCCAGAGAACCCGAAGAAACCCCGGAGGACAUUCGUUCAAAACGAUGUUGUUUCUGCGAAGAAGACGGAGACGAUUGGAGAUGAUGCGAAGAGGGUGUUGGGCAAGAUCUUUUGA